Colletotrichum higginsianum IMI 349063 is the source of this 2157-nucleotide messenger RNA. RefSeq names its product endomembrane protein 70. NCBI's taxonomy places the organism in Eukaryota, Fungi, Ascomycota, Sordariomycetes, Glomerellales, Glomerellaceae. The record is from RefSeq and is a predicted model, not a curated record. Gene Ontology annotation, biological process: protein localization to membrane; vacuolar transport. The transcript has 3 exons. Gene Ontology annotation, cellular component: membrane; Golgi apparatus. The coding region runs from base 1 to 2157 and encodes 718 amino acids.
AUGCGACAGGCGCUCAAGGCUGGCUUGGGGUGCUUCGUCUCCCUGUUGCUCGCCGCACCAGCCGACGCCUUCUACAUUCCAGGCUGGUCGAUCAAAAGUUACAAGGACGGCGAGCAGAUCCCCUUGCUGGUCAACAAGGUCUACUCCGACAACACCCAGCUGCAAUAUGCCUACUACGACCUCCCCUUUGUGUGCCCGCCGACGGGCCAGCGGAGACCUGGCACCGGAUUGCUUAGCGGACAGAGCAUCCCUCUGAACCUCGGCGAGGUCCUCCGCGGUGACAGGAUAAAGACGUCCGAUAUCGACCUGGUUGUCGGCCAGGACAAGCCGUGCAACUUGCUGUGCAACCGGGAGAUUGGUAGGAAGGAGAUGCGCAGGGCCAAAGAGAUGGUGCAGGAUGGUUACGUGACCGAGUGGAUCGUCGACAACCUUCCCGGUGCGACGAGCUUCGUCACCGUUGACAAAAGCCGUAAGUACUACGCCGCAGGCUUCAAGCUGGGGUUUACCGACUACGCGGCGAGCGGCGGAAAGCCGCGCUACUUCAUCAACAACCACCACACCAUUGUCAUCCGCUGGCGCAAAGCGCCCGGUAAGGCCGGCGAACGCGGCGGCAAGGUCGUCGUCGGGUUCGAGGUAUACCCCAAAAGUAUUGGCCCCAACAAUAAGCGCGACGAGAAGGGCUGCCCCGCCGACCUGCAGAACAUUGACCAGAACCUUGAACUCUACCUCGCCCCGAAUAAGUCGUCCGACGCGUCCAAGCACAACACCGACUCCUCCUACCACCCGACAGAUGAAGAAGAUGUCGACGACGACGCCAAGCUCACCAUCCCCUACACUUACUCUGUCUACUUCCGCGAGGAUAACAACAUUGAAUGGUCGCGACGAUGGGAUUUGUACUUUGUGAACCAAGAGGAGGGUCAGAAGAUCCACUGGCUGGCCAUCGUCAACUCGCUCAUUAUCUGUGGUCUUCUCACCGGCAUCGUCUUGAUGAUCCUGGCGAGGACGAUCCGCUCUGACAUCAAGGGGUACAAGGAGGUUCCCCUCGAGGACGGCAAGCCGAAGCUGAAGCGUAAGAAGACUGGUAACAGGUCUCCCAGGUUGUCGGAAAAGUCGGGUGGGCUGCUUGACCAAGGGAACGAUUUCGAGAACGACGGGGACGUGUCUUCGGACGACGAGGCCCUGGAGGACGUUACGGGCUGGAAGCUGCUGCAUGCCGAUGUCUUCAGGACGCCUCAGCACGGAUACCUCUUGGCGCCCCUCGUGGGGUCGGGAAUGCAGCUCCUCUUCAUGGCCGUGGGACUCGUUCUGCUGAGUGCGUUGGGCAUUCUCAACCCCAGUUUCCGCGGCGGCUUCAUCAGUGUGGGCGUUGGCCUGUUCGUCUUUGCCGGCCUCUUCUCCGGGUACUUCUCGGCGCGGGUGUACAAGACAUUUGACGGGCAGGACUUCCGGAAGAACGCGCUCGUUACGGCCGUCCUGUUUCCGGGUCUCCUCUUUGGCAUCGUCUUCAUCCUCAACCUCUUCGUGUGGGCGCAGGCCUCAAGUACGGCCAUCCCGUUCGGAACCGUCGUGGCCAUUGUCUUCCUUUGGCUCUGCAUUCAGGUUCCUCUGGUCUACGCCGGGUCCUGGUUUGGAUUCGUCCGCGGUGGGAACUGGGAGCACCCGACCAAGACUAGCUCCAUCCCUCGCCAGGUGCCGCAGCAGGCGUGGUAUAUCAAAUCGUGGCAAUCGGUCCUCCUCGCCGGACUCAUCCCCUUCGCCGUCAUCUUUAUCGAGCUAUUGUUCGUGUUCCAGUCGGUGUGGCAGGACAAGAGCGGGUACUACUACGUGUUCGGAUUCCUGGCCGUCGUGUCGGUGAUACUUAUCCUGACAAUCGCCGAGGUGACGGUGGUGACGAUCUACAUCCAGCUAUGCUCAGAGAACUACAACUGGUGGUGGCAGUCAUUUAUGGUCGGCGGCGGCAGCGCCUUCUGGGUGUUUUUGUACUGUGUGUGGUACUAUUUUUUCAAGCUGCACAUCACGGGGUUCGUAAGCAGCAUGCUCUUUUUCAGCUACAGCUUCAUGGCAUGCUGCGUCUACGGCCUCCUGACUGGCACCAUCGGGUUCCUGAGCGCGUACGCAUUCGUCAGGAGAAUUUACGGUGCUAUCAAGGCUGACUAA